AUGUUCCUCGUGAUUUCGAUCAUACUACUCACUCUGACAAUCCUCUUUCACCUUAUCGGAAUUCUCCGCUCGGUCUUAUGGCGCCCGUACAUCAUUCAGCGACACUUCAAGAAACAGGGGAUUACAGGGCCCGGUUAUCGCCCGAUCACCGGCAACUCGUCGGAGUCCAAACUGAAGAUGGCGGAAGCAAGAACAAGGAGGAUAACUUCUUACGAGUAUCACCUUAGAGUCCUUCAGAACGCCAUACCUGGGUACUUUGAUUGGUCAGGAAUCUACGGCAAGACGUACUUGUACUGGUUUGGCAGUACUCCGAGGCUGGCGAUUUCUGACCCAGUUAUUGUUAAGGAAGUUCUGAUGAACAGCAAUGGAACGUUUCAGAGAUUAGAUUCCAACCCUCUGUCCAAGCAGCUUAUGGGAGAUGGGCUUCUUGAACUUAAGGGACAGAAAUGGGCUGUUCAUCGAAGGAUCGCUGCACUUGCCUUGAACAUGGAACAAGUAAAGGGAUGGGUGCCAAAAAUGGCGGAUAGUGUCCUCAACAUGUUUCAAAACUGGAAGGAAGGGAGAGGUGAAUUUGAGAUUGAUGUACAUAAGGAGUUUCACACCCUUUCGGCAGAUAUCAUAUCGAGAACCAUUUUCGGGAGCAGCUUUGAAGAAGGGAAACGCAUUUUCCAAUUACAAGAACAACAAAUGCAGCUCUUUUUCACUUCCUUGCUCAAUGUCUACAUUCCAGGGUUCCGGUUUCUGCCCACCAAAAUGAACAGGAAAAGGUGGAGCCUGAACAAGGAAAUCAGAGAAUCGAUUGGAAAGCUGAUCAUGGUGACCAACACCAGGAACUCCAGGAAUUUGCUCAGCUUGCUAAUGUCUACCCACAAGAACUCAGAUGGUGAAGACGAGAAAUUGGGAGUGGAAGAAAUCAUAGACGAAUGCAAAACCUUCUACGUUACAGGGAAAGAAACAGCCGCCAACGUCCUCACUUGGGCAGUUGUCUUGCUGGCCAUGAACCAGGAUUGGCAGCUCAAGGCCCGCCAAGAAGUUGUCGAGCUCUUUAAAGACCGCAGUACUCCUCCCACUUCAGAACUCGUCGGCCGUCUCAAACUCAUAAGCAUGAUUCUGAACGAGACCCUGAGGCUCUACACUCCAACGCCGCUGAUCGUACGGCAAGUCUGCAAAGACGUCGACAUCCAAGGCAUCCGAGUUCCGGCCGACACGCACAUCGUCUCCCACAUCAUAUCCUGCCACUACGAUCCCGAGAUCUGGGGGCCCGAUUCGGACCAGUUCGAUCCGGAGAGGUUCGGCCGGCCAGGGAAGCAUAUCUCGGCGUUUUUCCCUUGGGGUUUGGGUCCCAGGAUUUGCGUGGGACAGAGCUUCGCCAUGGUCGAGAUCAAGCUCGCCCUGGCCAUGAUCCUGAGGCGCUAUGCUUUUCGUCUGUCGGAGACUUACGUUCACUCUCCGGUGAACUUCGUGACGCUGCGGCCUCAGUACGGCGCUCAGAUCGUGUUCACCGGAGUUGAUGGCUGA
Molecule: messenger RNA, 1518 nt
Organism: Linum trigynum
Lineage: Eukaryota; Viridiplantae; Streptophyta; Magnoliopsida; Malpighiales; Linaceae
Source: the annotation of a GenBank genome assembly